AUGAAAAUUUUAUUUAUAUUAUUUUUGAUAGUCGUGGUAAUUAUAGCUACAAUUCAACAAAUUAGUGCUUUACCAGCACCUCAAGGACCUAGUGUAACUCCUGUUCCCACAAAGAGUAAAGCUGCUGAUGCUAAAACAACCCCUGCACCUAAAGUCGUACAACCUAAAGUCGAUCCACCUAAAGCCAAUCCACCUAAAGCCGAUAAACCUAAUGUCGAACCACCUAAAACAGAUCAACCUAAAACAGAUCAACCUAAAGCCGAUCAACCUAAAGCCGAUCAACCUAAUACUACAACUACUGAUGCUAAAAAAGCACCUGAAGCCACUCCUAGUAAUGGUGCUACUGCCACCACGCCUUUACAACCGCUUCCGACUACAAAUCCUGCUGACGAUCAGUUGAUAGCAAAUAGUAUGUUUACUAUUAAUUAUAAUUGUGACUUGGCUGAUAAAGUUGUGUGUGGUAAAGUUGAAAGAUCGAUUAAAAAGGCUGGAGGAAUUCUAACAAAGAAUUUGGCUCUUGUAAGCAAAAUCAAUGUGGCUGCAUCCUUUAAAAGUAUUUGCAAAGGAUGCGAUCAAUAUGGCAAAGGCACUGUUGCAAGUACCGUCGAAUUGGUGGAUGACGAUGGUAUGAAAAGAUUGUACCCAUCAGCUGUGAUCAAACAAUUUAAUUGUGCAAAAGCUCCUGCUGGUGGUGAUGACAUUUUAUUGGACAUCAACAGUGGCCUUGGUGCUGAUAAAUUUCAUUUUGACGAUGAUGCAAAAACUAUUGAAGCAGGUCAACAAGAUCUUACAGCCUUAGCGUUACGUGAACUCGCUCAUGGUUUAGGUUUGCGUACAAGCUGGAACAUCCAACCUGAACUUGCAAAGACAAAAACAUUGACACCAAAAUUACUAUUAAAGAAUGCGGGAAAGGGUGUUGAAUUCUUGGGAUUUGAAGAAAACGCAUAUGACAAAAAUUUUUAUGUGCAAGGUGAAGGCAAAUUUUUAAAAGAUUAUGUAAAGGAACUUAAUAAAUUUUCUGGGGGUCCCGGAGCAAAAUUUGCAAAUCAAGGCGAAUUUGUUGCAAAAUUUGUUGCAUCAGACCAAGGAAACAUGGCUCAAACUUUAGCAAAACUCGCUACAACACCGAAUUCGAUUAGCUUUUUACCAAAAGAUGCUCAAAAAACUGACGCAAUUAUUUUGGAUACACAAUCAAACCCUUUUAACCCAGGAUUCAGUUUGGAUUUCUUUGAUAAAGCAACUUAUGCAAAAACAUCAGACUUUCUCAUGACGGAGGUAUUGGGUUCUACACUUGAUCAAUUAACCGUUGAUGGUAAAGCUGUUGGCCCAAAAUUAAGAGCAUUAUUAUCUACUAUGGGUGGUAAUCAAGAAUCAAUUCAAACUACAUCAACUGUAGUUAAACAAGUUACAAAAACAAUUCCAGUUGUAAUAACUCGAACUACAACAAAUGAUAAUAAUGUCGAAGAAGUGUCAACCGAGACAUCAACUAAAGAAGAUGUUCAAAUUGUUACAGCAGUUGAAGUGGUAACUGUACCUAAAACAGAAUCUAAAGAUGUAAAUAAUCCAAAUAAUCAAGAUGAAGAUGAAUUUGGCUCUGGUUCAAAUAUUUCACUAAAUAAGGGUUUUAUGAUCAUUUUUACCAUAAUAUCUUUAGCUAUGGGAAAUUACAUUAUUUUCAUAUAA
This is a messenger RNA of Entrophospora sp. SA101, 1683 nucleotides long. Lineage: Eukaryota; Fungi; Glomeromycota; Glomeromycetes; Entrophosporales; Entrophosporaceae. The record is from the annotation of a GenBank genome assembly.